GCCGGGGACAGCGAGCAGACCCUACAGAACCACCAGCAGCCCAACGGCGGCGAGCCCUUCCUGAUCGGCGUUAGCGGGGGCACGGCCAGCGGCAAGGAUGGUCAGCAUUAACAAACUGGACCUCCUUUGGAAGCCUCAAGUCUGAACAUUGUGGUACAGGAGGGCCUGGAAGCAAAGUCGAUACUCUACCCCCUGCAUAUUUGCUCUGUGCCUGUUAAAGGAAUUUGGGAGAAGGCAAAGGGCCCAAGGACAUCAACAAAAAAGGACAGUUUUAGAGCUAGAAGGAACCUCAGAGGCCCUGGAGUCCAACACUUCAUCUCAUCACUUACGGAUGAGAAAAUAAUGAAUUCAGAUCAUAUAUUCAUCCCAGCUAUUGGCCUUGUUUAAGAAGAAUUGACUAAGGCAUGCCCGGAGAACACAAGUUUACACCUUCAACCUGGAAAGGGGCUACUUGGAAAUGGCUACAGAAUGGUUUCAGAGUCUUCCGUUUGUGCUAAGAUUGUGCAGCUCCUGGGACAGAAUGAGGUGGACUAUCGCCAGAAGCAGGUGGUCAUCCUGAGCCAGGAUAGCUUCUACCGUGUCCUCACUUCAGAGCAGAAGGCCAAAGCCUUGAAGGGCCAGUUCAAUUUUGAUCACCCGGAUGCCUUUGACAAUGAACUCAUCUUCAAGACACUCAGAGAAAUCACCGAAGGGAAAACAGUCCAGAUUCCUGUGUAUGACUUUGUCUCCCAUUCCCGGAAGGAGGAGACGGUUACCGUCUAUCCUGCGGACGUGGUGCUCUUCGAAGGGAUCCUGGCCUUCUACUCCCAGGAAGUGCGAGACCUGUUCCAGAUGAAGCUUUUCGUGGACACAGAUGCGGACACCCGGCUCUCCCGCAGAGUAUUAAGGGACAUCAGCGAAAGAGGGAGGGACCUUGAGCAGAUUUUAUCUCAGUACAUUACAUUCGUCAAGCCUGCCUUUGAGGAAUUCUGCUUGCCAACAAAGAAAUAUGCUGAUGUGAUCAUUCCUAGAGGUGCAGAUAAUCUAGUGGCCAUCAACCUCAUCGUGCAGCACAUCCAGGACAUCCUGAACGGAGGGAUCUCCAAACGGCAGACCAACGGCUAUCUCAAUGGCUAUACCCCUUCACGCAAGAGGCAGGCCUCGGAGUCCAGCAGCCGGCCGCACUGACCCCCGUCUCCUCAGCCCCUGGCCCCGAUCUCCAAGGGACAGGAGGAGGGGGCAGGAGGCACUGUGCAUCUAUACAUAUGGUUUCCUAUGACAUUGCUGUAUUUAAGAAAACACCAUGGGGAUGAAAUGCCUUUUGUUUUUUUGUUUUUUUUUUUUUUGGUACUUCGGAGCAGCGAAAUGAAACAGAACUUGACCCUGAGCUUAAAUGACAAACUGUGCCAACUACUACUGGUGAUGCCUAAUUAUGACUUCAACGUGUAACCAGUUAUAAAUACAUAUAUAUAUAUAUAGAAAAGGAUCUAUUUUUGUGUAAAUGUACAAAUACUGUACAGCUGUUUGCCGUAAGUAUUCUGCAGGAGGGCCUGUACUUGAGUGUUUUGGGGGCUGGAGCUGGAGUUUCACCAAAGGGAAGUUGCCUGGUGGGUUCCAGGUGGGACAGGCUCAGGCAUCUGGGAGGGAGGCUCACGGCUCGCGGCUCUCACUGUCUGUGGGACUCGUUGGAAGUGGAGUUUGGAACUUUUGAUCACUUCCCUUGCCAGAUGCCACCUUCUCGGUGCUGGAGCUUUAGGAUAAUGUUGAUGAGAGAUCCUCUUUUCUUUUCUGUUUUUUUUUUUUUUUUGAGUUGAAAUUAGGCAAGACCUCAACUCAAAAAUCAAACUCAGGGAAGGGGCCCACUGAGGGGAACGAGUCUUCUGCGUUUUCUUCUUGCCCCUGCCCACCUCUGACUGCUCUGGUAGCUCCACGCUUCCUUCCUGACUCAACCGCUUCUCAGUCUCUCCGAAAGCCAGAGCUGCCUCGCUCUCCUUCCCUGGUGGGGAUGUGAUGGGGUCGCUUCCUGAUUGAGUGGGGAAGGAGGGAGUGGGACUAUGCCUGUCGUAUCGUCUGAGAUGCUGGUGCUUCCCAGGGAGGUCACCCAUGAGAUUCCUUGGGCUGUCCCCCAAGCUGUGGAGUGCACAGUGGACCUUGCAGUCUGGGCUUUGGUUGAGGACCUCUGCUGGCAGCCUGCCCCUCACAGGGUGGCAAGAGAGCUCUGCCGUGUAGGGAGCCUGUAGCUUUUGUUCCCCGAAGCGUGGGGAUUUGCAGCGAGGUGGGGAUAACAGGGACCGUCACUGGCAGCAUCACAGCCACAUUGAUUGACUUAUUUACCAUGCUGCCGUGUCACAUGGCAGCUGCCGGGCACGAGGGGCGGGGAAGGGGAGUGGCGUUUUUAAGUCACAAGUUGGAGUCUUAGGCUGAAAACGUUUGGGGUGGAGAAUUCCAGCUUUUCCAAGGGCUCCCUCUUGGUGAAAACUUCCUUCUUUGCAAGAAGUACAGAUUCCUGAAGAUUCCUGGUGGGGAGGGGUGGAGGAAGCAGGGGACCAAGCGAGAAGGAAGAGGUGUGAUUAUAGAGGCCUAAAGCGUCACCUUUUAACUGCAGAAGAGCCAGAACCUUUUCACCUCAGUGUGGACCAUCUCAGUGCUCGGUAGGCUAUGCCCUUAGUUAUGCCCUUGUGACUGCCACAGCCUGAAACGUUCUGGGGAACCCUUCUCCUUCCAUUGCUUUCAUAGCCCCUUGAGCCAUUCAGAUAAACUGAUGCAGUUAACUCUAGUCACACGGAAGCAAACAGCACCAUGCGGUUUGCUUCCCCUUUUCUGGACUCCAUUUGACUCUUAACUCUGUUGGGCUGUGUCAGAAAGUCAAACCUAAUCCCCAGCAGGGCUCUGCCACCCCUGAGACCUUCAGGAGACUGUGCUGCAGGCUCUGAGGGAGCCCCCCAAGGGCAGCAGCUGCCUGGUUGGAGAAGGGGAGGCUCCCGGGGUGCCUGCUCUGAAGGCCGGUACCUGGCGGGAUGGCCAAGCUCCGGAGUGCGUGUUUCCGAGUCAGUAUUGGUUAUCUUUCCAGUCAUGCCUUGUGCGGUUCUGAGAUGAAGGGCAGAUGGCAGGCCUGGAUUAGGAUCCUGAGGACCCAAGGGUCUCCUGCCUUGUUGGGUGGGGCCUGUCUGUGCUCAGGGGAAGCCCGUCCCUGUCUGGGAGAGCCUCGGCCCUUCGAUGGUAGCAUGGUCAACUUUACUUGAAGCUCCCAGGUGCCAAACCAUUCAGUGCCUUGGCUGUCUAUCCCACUGCCUCGGAAGAUGGAUUCUUCUCAUCUCUGAGCCUUGACUCACUUAGCCGCUUCCUCAUCUACCCAUGGUGUUGGGACCAAGCCUCCAGUGUCUCCGAGAAGCCCUGUCCUCGCUGGAAGCAGCUCUAGGGCUGCCCUGCCUCUGGGUAAAACCAUCACCAAUUCUUGGUGUCUUGGUUGGGGGCUCACUGGGCCGUGCUGACGACUCCUCUGGUUCUGUGACAUAGUACGUCUGGGGCAAGGAGGGGACAGGAAGCUCUGCCUUUGUGUGGUGACCCCAGCGUUUAGCCAACUGAGUAUCUGAAUUUGAGCUUUCUAUGUGGCAAGUCCCGGACUUGGUAUUUUAAGAGUCACUGGAUCUCUGAUUCCAUUGGAGAGUCAGAUAGAGUCAUUAGGCCAGAAAUCAUGACGUGAGUCAUCUGGGUACCCUUUGCUGCCCGGGGAGGCGAUAUGGAUGAGCAGAGCGGGGCAGUGUUGGUCGUGUGUACAUAGGAGUCCCCUGGCUUCAGACGUACCCGGUGGUGCUUGCUUCUCCCAGCUGCGCAGGUGUUGUCCGAGGACCAUGUGUUUAGGGAACAGGCAUUGUGUCAUGGGAAGGCCUGGUCCCAUGCUCCUUCACCCCAGUGGAGCUUCUGCUGCCCUGGGUUUCUUGUUCUUGGGCAGCCUGAGACCAAUAGGAGCAGAGAGAUGGCAGUGUGUGUACGGAAGAUGCAGUGUUGUGACCUCAGGUGUCCUUUGAUUUGGAAUGGUUAGGGUAGGCCCUCAAAGAGGCAGUGGUCUCUGAAGAACAGGCUGGGGAGGGUGGCAGGGAAAGGUCUCCGGUUCACCCUUCAGAACCUGUUGUCUCUGCGGCAACCCACUGUGGUCUUGGCUGCUGGGCAGUCAAGGACACUGGCUUCUUGCCUCUCCUGGGCUGGCUUGGACACUUGUCUCUGUGCCCAGGGUGGGUUGCCAGUCUCAUGAGGCCACUAGGUCAGGCUAAGGCUUGUGUGCGGGAGGGACUGGAGCCCAGCUCGUUUGUGUAUCACCUCCUUUGCUGUCCUUGUGUGGCUUCCCUGAUUUAACAUCCUUGACCUGCACUAGGGCCCGAGGCUAUGGGAGGGAAGUAGUAGCCUCUUGCAGGGAAGUGUUUUCCUCUGCCCUGGAGUCUCCCACCUGCCUGUCCACAACCGUGUGGGCGAGGCAGGCUAGGGAGGUUCUGGGUCCCAGGGCUGGGCUUCUGAGAAGGGCUGACUGGACCUCUCUGCCACUCCUCCCCUUCACCCUGACCUCAGGGUGGAGUGGGGAAAGUCUCGGUGUCCGAGCAAACGAGAGGGAGAGCAGGCUGGGGAAACCAUCGAGGUGAGCCUGGAGCUGAGUCCCCUCUGUUCUUGGUCUCUGGGCCUUCUGCGGCCCUCCCGGGACAGGGGGCUGGUUACAGGUCAGCAUCCGGCCACCCUUAGAGGCAGUGAGUGCCUAGCCAGUCCUGCCUUAGGAACAGGGUGAGUAGGUAAAUAAAGACGUAGGCUUCUUUUUGUCUUUUAGAUGCUUGCGCUUCCCCCUUUUCUUUCUACUGCCCUGCCUUUAUUGUUAGCAGUUACAUAAAUGACCACAUACUCUGUACUUUGCUGUAAAUAAAGACUGAACAGAGAAGAACCCACUCUUGCCUUCUUUGUGGUGCUUGGGCAGGAGGAACAGUGGCUGAGACCAGCGAGCUGAUGGGAAAGUAGCGCCUCCAGGCCUUCGCUGUGCGGAUACGGGCACCAGCCUGCUGUCACUAUGCCUGCCCUCCUGGGCUGCACCCAGGUCACCAUGUGUGCACUUGUGCGUUUCUGCUCUGCUUCCGAAGCCGGGUCAAGGUCCCUGGGAGGCUUCUCUUCGCUGGCUCUGGCUGGCUCGGCUCCCUCUGAGGUCAUCCGGUUUGUGCAGUCUCCUCCCUCCCUGCCCUCCCUUCCCCAUCCCUUCCUCAGCUUUCACAAUAAAAGCCAGAACAAAACCUUCUAAAUAAAGAAAACUUUAUUGGGGUUGGGUGGAGGAAAUCUGACAUUAUGACAAUGGGAACAACUUCAAGUUGAAUACACAUACAUAUAUGUGUGUGUGAUUACCCUGGAUGACUAUAUCUAUUUAGUUUAUAGUCAUACAUCAAUCAAAUGCAGAUAAUCAUCUAUCUCUUGUUACUGAAAGAUCUAGGUCACCCACCACCGAGGAUUUUAAAAUAAUUAAAGUAAUUGGCUUUUGUGCUCUUUGUAGCACCCCUUCCCCCCGGCCCCCCCUUUUCUCAGCUUCCCUUUCAUCCCUUCACCUGCUGCCUCCCAGGCACCAAAUGACCCUCAUUGAUGUGCAGAGUUGCCCUGCUAUUUCCAGCCACUUGUUCCAAGGACAGAGGCAAAUCCUUCAAGGAAUUCAGAUCCAAAAGAACUUGGAUUUAAGAGGAAUCCAUCCUCAGAAGGCCGCUGUGUUUUUACAUAACACUUAGGUGUGUAUUAUCAGGCUCGAUUAUUACCUGCAGGCAGAUGUAGACGUGAGUCAUGGUUGUGCAAGCCGCUUUAGCUGUGAUCCAGUUUGCUCUGUGCAUUGCUCUCACAUUUCCCCUAUCUGUGGACCACGUCUGGAGUUGGAUGCUUUGCUUGGGACUCUGCUCAUUUCUCAGAAUUCAGUUCUGCUUCCUUGUUGUAAUUUGAGGCACAGUUGUGCAGGCCAGUGAAGCCCUUGAGUGAUUUGCUUUGCCUCCCACCCGCCUGUCACAGCAUCCUUUGAGCCACUUUCUGCUCUGCAUCCUGGACUCACCCUUUUGACCAGUGAGUGCUGCUUUAAUCAAACCACAUCGGCUCAGACCGAAAGAAACCUGUUAGGACCUGCAUAAAAGUUUUAAAGACAAGAGGUGGAGAAGGAGACCUAGGAUGUGGGAAAGCUUUGAGAGGAUGGGACCAUAGGGAUUGAUUUCUGUCAUCGUCUGGGGCUGGGGGAUGUUUAGAUUUCUAUUUUAAAGCAGAGUUUAAACACAUUUGCUAAAACCCAGAAUGAAGUUACCCUUCCUGCUAAAUCUUGGGCUAUACCUGCAUAUAUGCUUAUGUAUCUUUUCAAUUACACCGUGAACUAAAAUAACAAACUAGCCAACUGAAUCAAUUUGAGCUAGGACUAAAGAUUUAUCUAGACAUAUCUCCUCAGAUGAACGGAUGGAGCUUAAGGGUGGGAGAACAUGAAACUGUGCCUUACACAAACUCAUUUUUCGCACAGUCCAAUCCAUGCUUGGCAUCCCCUUUUACAAUGAGGAUUUGCUGGGACUAGGUCAGUGGUGCCUGUGAUGCAGGGGAUGAAAAUGGCCUGGGGUUCACCACGGUGUUAAGUGCUGACUGCCCUGGGCCAGGGAAAGCCAGCCUGGCCUCUGCCUUACAAGCUCAUGUGCUUCAUGGGGUUUUAUCUGACAAGCCCAGGAUGCUCUCACUAAGGGAAUUAGAGUUGAGGAUAUUUCCAGAUUCCUCUUUAUCAGUGGGCACCAUGUACAACAUGUGCUUUCUUUUCAGUUCUUGAAAUUUCCCAACUUUCCUGAUAACACUCACAUCAGACUUUUCCAGCCUUCAAACAGUCCUGCAAAGUAUGUAAGGAAUGUGGUCCUGCUCCAGUUCUACCGAGGAAGCUAGGAAGUAGGACAUGCUGUAGGAGGAGGCUGCCUGGUGCGUGUCUGCCAUCUAGUGGUGGAACUCAGUUCUCAACGGGGGUGGGGGGAUGCCUUGGGUUGCUGGACUAAUACUAUUUGCUUGGCUAUCACGGUUUCGAAGAGAAUGGUCAGAGGGCCUAGAAGUCUAACUACUGAUGUGAUUUCUUUUUUUUUUUUUUUUUUUUUUUCCUGGAAGAUCUUUAUUAAAGCCUUCACUAGGGCAGGUAGGAGCAUCAGCUCCUACUUCUUAGUUUCUCUGUUGCUGCAGUCUACUCUAGUGGUUCCCCAAGCUGGCCAUCAUCAUCACCGGGGCUUGAUAAAGACACUACUGUGAUCCACUCCUGAGAAUUCUGAUUCUGUAGGUCUAGGGAGAUCUUUUAUAACAGACUACAGGUGAGUCAGAUGCAUAGGCAGAGUUGAAAACCCAGGACCUUGUGUAUUUAAUCACGUAGACCGUUUAAAUCUGUGAUGUUCACCAGCACUGGGGAGCCCAUUUCUCCCGGAAAUGUCAUCUGUGCUGUUUAAAGCCCUUCGCUGCCUGCAUGGGGACUGGAAAGGGGGAUUAAAGGCUUCUCAGAAGCUCAUUCAAGUCCAGCACUGCCUCUUAGGUUGUAAGACACCCCCCACCACCCCCAAAACCCGGCACCAGGGGACACUAAACUACGGCUGCAUGUCUGCCCUGGGAAAGUUCCUAAGAUGUCCUGGGAGCAGGGCAAGCUUUUAGAAGUCAUCUAGCCCAGUGCCUUCAAGCAUGCUUUUAGUCAUGGAGCCCUUCAUGAAGUCUUCCUUGAAGUCUAAUGUGGAAAGCAGAAAAGCAGCUUCUCCCUUGAGAAUUCUCAGGGUUUUCUUUGAAGCCAUUGAAGUCAAAGCCCUUCAUUUUACAGAUGAGGAACCUAAGGCCCAGAGGCAAAACAACUGGGUCCGGAUCCUACUACUCACUGGGCUGUAGGUCUGCAGUGGACUUGAUUUCAGGGUUUGAAACAAAAGUUCCUCCUCCUGUAGUCCUUUAGAGCUUCUCCAGGGCAGGCGUUGGUGGCAGAAGUUGGGGCGGACCACUGCCAUUGGACUGAUUCUUUUUGGCAGCUACAGGAAGAAGGACCUGGGUGGGUGGAAGGCAGGAGAAUGAAGAGAGAGAAUCGAACAUCUUUUAAAAAUUGUAUUUGGUUAGUUGGGGGUCAGCUGAGUUCUGUAAAAGGGAUUCCACCUUCUGCUCAAUGAUUUCAGUGUUGUCUGGCUUCAAGUCAAAGGGAGACUUCAAGCCUGUUGGGCGAAAUCACUGUGGAGUUGACAGAUCUAGUGUAAAUGUUGACUCUUUCACGUAACGGCUAUGUGGUCUUGUGCAGGCUGUACUCUAGGGAUAAGGACCCCUGCUUUGCUCAGUGUUGAAUGAGAGCUUGUACACAGGCAGGACUGCCUGCGUGUAAAGUGUCCAGGGAGUGGCGGCUGUCCUUAUACUCUUAGUAAUUGGACUGCAGUGGGUGAGACUGAGUUCCUAAAACGCUUUUUCUUAGUAGCUCAGGGCAUCUGGGAGAGGCUGGCUGGCUUGGGGAAUAAUUCCUAAACCAGAUUUCUCUGUAGCUACUGCUGGAGCCCUGCCCCAGGGCUAAUCUCAGAGUUGCUGGAGGAGGGUUUAGCAAAACCACAAUAGGGUAUUUUGAUGCAAAGACCAACCCAAUAGUUUCAGAGAUUUAGCCCGCCCCCAGGGCUAUGAGCCUCCCAGGCUGAAACCCACCCAUUUCUGGCCCUCUUGUUGACCCUGACACCUCCCAGGGGUGUGUGAGGCUCAGAGAUGGGAGUUGGAUUCGGGGAUGGAAUAAGGAAGGAUACCUGUUGUACAUAUCAUUUAGUUAUUUUAAAUGGAUCCAAAUACUUGAUGAUGUGCUUUUUAGGACCUCAAAAUGGUGAAUAUCCAGAAGCCUUGGCACCAAAACAAAGGGGUCAGAUAUUUUGUUCUCUUGUUCUAUAGCUGAAGAUUCUGUCUGUGGGGCAAACAAGCUGAGGGGGCACUGGGCCUCUCCAGUGGGACAGCCUAUGUUGUCCUAGCAGCCCCUUCAGGGUUAGGGGUCCCCCCUGGUACUCCAGCCAAUGAACGUGCCUUGUGUUUCUUGAUUAGGCUUUUCAGUCUUUUUUUGUGCCAUGGACCCCUCUAGCAGUCUAAGGACACCUGUCAGAAUAAUGUUUUUACACGUAUGA
Messenger RNA from Balaenoptera musculus (blue whale), 9098 nucleotides. RefSeq names its product uridine-cytidine kinase 2 (gene UCK2). Bases 469 to 1167 code for a protein of 232 amino acids. The transcript is spliced from 8 exons. Gene Ontology annotation, cellular component: cytosol; cytoplasm. Lineage: Eukaryota; Metazoa; Chordata; Mammalia; Artiodactyla; Balaenopteridae. Gene Ontology annotation, molecular function: kinase activity; ATP binding. The record is from RefSeq and is a predicted model, not a curated record.